UAUAUAUAAACUGUAUAUAGAUACACACAUAUAUAUAGCUACAUGUACUUAUUAGAUAAGUCAACCAACCCCACUUACACUCUUUUCAUUGAUGAUGAGAGUUGCAAGCAUUCAGAGGUUGUCUCUUUUUGUACUCCUGUCGCCCACCAGCCUCGGUCGUCUCAGCCGGAGCGCAGAGCGGCGGAAGGAGGGAGGGGUUUGAGCCGCACCGGGAAACUAGAGGCUUGAUGCAGCCUCCGCCGAACGAAGUCAGGCUGUCUCUAGACCGCAAUGGCUAUGGGUCUAACGUCGAAAAAAUCGUCUUCCAGAAACAGCGGCGUGGAACGCAAGAAUCUCAUCACCGUCUGCAGGUUUUCUGUGAAGACGUUGUUGGAAAAGUACACUGCUGAGCCUAUUGAUGACUCAUCAGAGGAGUUCAUCAACUUUGCGGCAAUUUUGGAGCACAUCCUCAGUCAUCGUUUCAAAGGUCCAGGUGGUUGGUUCAGUUCAGAUGGCCAGAGGAGUUUCUGGGACUAUAUCCGUCUGGCCUGCAGUAAAGUCCACAACAACUGCAUCAGUAGCAUUGAGAGCAUUGAGAACAUUAGCACGUCACGAGCAAAGGGACGAGCCUGGAUUCGUGUAGCUUUGAUGGAGAAGCGUUUGUCUGAAUAUGUAGCCACUGCGUUAAGAGACACUCGGACUACAAGGAGAUUUUAUGAUGAUGGUGCCAUAAUGCUAAGGGAGGAGGCUACCGUUCUGACGGGGAUGCUAAUUGGACUCAGUGCUAUUGACUUCAGUUUCUGUCUAAAAGGAGAGGUUUUGGAUGGAAAGACACCUGCAGUGAUCGACUACACACCUUACCUGAAGUUCACCCAGAGCUAUGACUACCUGAGUGAUGAAGAAGACCGCCGCAGUGUGGACAGCAGUGCCAGUGAUGAGAGUGUAGCCGAGCAUCCUUACAUUCCUUUGGUCACAGAUGAAGAGACCUGGAGCAACAAAUGCAGAAAGAUGGAGCAAAGAUUCAAGAUUGUCUAUGCCCAAAAGGGUUAUUUAGAGGAAUUGGUCCGCUUGAGGGAAUCCCAGCUGAAAAAUGUAGAAACUGAGAACAAGAGGCUAGUUGCUAAACUAGAGGAACUACAGGUCCAGAGUCGACAAGAGAAGAAAGAACUGGAGGCCAUUAUACUGGAGCUACAAGCACAACUCACUGGCAUAAUUCCUCAUGAGUCCUCUCAUUUGGGACUCAAAGGACUGUCUAUUCCACUCAUUAACCAAUGCACAACUGCACAACCCACCAACAACAAAGAAAAUGUAAAGCUGUUCCGUCGGAGGAGUUUUCACAGUUUGGAUCUCUCAGCUGAUGUGAGUUUGAACUCUGACUCUCAGAAGGAAGACGGCAUUCAGAAUGGAGACACAACCUGGUCAGCAGCUAAAGACAACACUCCCUCUAUGCUUGGUCUAUGUGGUUCUUUGGCUUCUCUACCCAGCUGUAAGUCACUGGCAAGUCUCAAAUCCACUGAGUAUUUGGUCAACAUCAGCACAGAGCCUAGUCCUGCCCUGUCUCCUAGCUAGGGGGCGCCAAAUUCCAACUAACAAGACACUCUCAGUCCCAGUACGACUUUGUACUUUGAGUACUUUCCACCAAGAAACAUCACAACGGUCCUACCAACAUCCUUCAAAGAUCCCAGUGAGCUGAAACAAUGUAAUAUAUAUACAAGGUGUUUUAUCUGAAUUUGGUUUUUGUGAAGUGUAAGACCUUAAAAAUCCAUGAAUGGCAACCCCUCCAGCACUCGCUUAUUUUCUUAUCUUUACUUGCCAAUUUAUUAUUCACUCUUGUCUUCCACCCUUCAGUACAGUCUUCUUCAGAAUGUUUGAGUGUCUGUAACAUUCCCUGAGCCUGAUAUUACAGCCCAAAGGCACAGCAGCUUAUCUCUGUUAGUUUUGAACUCAUUAGUCCUUGAAUUCCCUGCACCAGCGGCAUAAACAGAUCAAAGUGAAAAACACAAAACUCAAGACUUGGCAGUUAUUUAUUAUACAUAAAUCCAUCUUAAUGAAUAUGAACAUACAGAGUGGCACAUCUGUUCAUGUUACCCACAGUUGAAUCUCUGAUUUAGACAUAUUACCUUUCUUAUGCUUAUUAAUAAAAGAUAUGAGGGAAUAAAAGAGAGACCAAGGAAAGAACUGUUGCCUGUAUCUGCAUGUCAAAUGCGCUUUAUUGAGGCUGUAAAUGCCUCAGCUGACUUUAUGUACUUGCUCCUUUGACAGUUAUAUUAUGUGACUGGAAGUAACUGCAAGUGUUGUCAGCUAAAUUCAAAUCUUUUGUCAUAUUUAUCUUACUGGUGUUGCUUCAUUCAUUGUAUUUCUUCAGUUUCUGUAUGUGUACAUAAUUGUCUAUUUUGUUAUGCGGUGGCAGUGCUCUGCGGUUUUGAAUU
Molecule: messenger RNA, 2408 nt
Organism: Sinocyclocheilus rhinocerous
Lineage: Eukaryota; Metazoa; Chordata; Actinopteri; Cypriniformes; Cyprinidae
Product: RUN domain-containing protein 3A-like
Exons: 11
Coding region: 271-1548 (425 amino acids)
Source: RefSeq, a predicted model, not a curated record